AUGGAAAAUUUUCAUACUAAAGGAGAUAGUAAUGGAAUCACAGUAAAUGCUUUAAAUUUAAGUUCUUCAGUUGGUCAUGAGGGAAAAGAUAAAUUAGUUAUUUUAGAUAAUUUAAAUUUUUAUUUAAAACCUGGAACUCUUACUUUAUUAUUAGGUUCCCCGGGAUGUGGCAAAACUUCACUCUUUAGAGUAUUAUCAAAUCAAUUACAUGGUGAAAAUGUAACAGGAACUCUUUUGUUUAAUGGUGAUUAUAUCAAUCCAGUUAAUCACCAUAAGAAAAUAUCUUAUGUUAAUCAGGAAGAUUAUCAUAUGGCAUCCUUAACAGUUAGACAAACUUUACAGUUUAGUGCUGAUUGCCAGAUAAAUAAAUGUAAAGAAGAAAGAAAUAAAAAAGUUGAUCAAGUUAUAGAGUUGUUGGAUUUAGAAAAGCAUCAAGAUACACUUGUUGGAAAUGAGUUUUUGAGAGGUAUUUCCGGUGGCCAAAAGAAAAGAGUUACAAUUGGUGUAGAGAUUGUUAAAGAUAAUAGUGAGAUAUUUCUAAUGGAUGAAAUUUCUACAGGUCUUGAUUCUACAACCACUUUUGAAAUUAUAAAAAAAUUAAAAAAACUUGCAACAGAAGAGAAUAAAACAUUUUUAGUUUCAUUACUGCAACCUGGCGUUGAAGUUACAAAUUUAUUUGACAAUCUUUUAAUUUUGGCACAGGGCAAAAUGGCAUAUUUUGGUCCAUUAGAGGAUGGUAUUGGUUACUUUGAAAGUUAUGGAUUCAAGCUUCCACUUCACCAUAAUCCAAGUGAAUUCUUUCAAGAAAUUAUUGAUGAGCCAGAAUUGUAUUAUAAUCAUCAAGAUCCGGUUCCGCUCAAAGGUGCAAGUGAUUUCAGUAAUGCUUUUUUAAAUUCAGAACACUACCAAAAUCUUGUAACAGAGUUAAACACCCUUUCAAAUAUAUCCACACCUUGCCCAGUGAGUACAACUGCAAACGGAGUUGGUAUUAUUGAAUCACCAUAUUACAUAUCCCAUUUUAGACAAAGCUAUUUAACUUCAUUAAGGGCUUUUAGAAUGCUAUCAAGGAAUCCAAUCGCAAUAUAUAUUAGAAUUAUCAAGUCUGUAGUUGUUGGUUUAAUGCUUGGGUCUCUGUAUUAUGGUUUAGAAACAAACUAUACUGAUGGAAAUAAUAGAUUCAAUUUAUUAUUCUAUUCAUUGUUAUUCAUUGUAUUUGGUGGUAUGGGUUCAAUUAGUGUGUUCUUUGAUCAAAGAGAUGUCUAUUACUCUCAAAAGGAUAGAAAGUACUAUCAUCCAUUUGCUUAUUUUUGUUCAUUAACUGCAUUAGAAAUUCCUCUGUCUGCUUUGGAGGCCAUUCUUUAUUCUACUCUUGUCUAUUGGAUGUGUGGUCUAAAUCCAAAUGGAUGGAAAUUUAUUUAUUUUCUUUUAAUCAUUUUUGUAUCAAAUAUUUUUUCAAAUACAUUCUUUAAAAUGGUAUCAUCAUUUUCCCCAAAUUUUUUCAUCAGUAGUCUUGCUGCUCCAAUGCUUAUUGCUCCAUUCAUAUUGUUCUGUGGGUUUCUAAUGCCUAAACCAAGUAUUAAAGGAUGGUGGAUAUGGAUGUAUUGGGCAGUACCAACCAAAUAUAUGUUUGAAGGUUUAAUGUCAAAUGAAUAUCAUAAUGUUAAAUACUCGUGUACUGAAAAUGAAUUAUUGCCACCAAUGAAUGAUAGGUUGUUAUAUUUAAAUUAUUCAGAUGGAGGUUAUGGCGGUGCCCGUAGUUGCCCAUACAAUAGUGGUGAUGAAUAUCUUAAACAUUUUGGUAUGCCUCAAAACGGUUGGUUUAAGUGGGUAGAUUUAUUAAUAUCCAUUUCAUAUACUUUUGCAGUAUUGUUUUUGCUUUACUUUUUCUUAAAAAGAGUUCAUUACGAUUCAAGAUUAAUGAAGAAAGAAAAUAUAGACAAUAGAAAAAAAAGAAUUGAACAACAAAAAAAGAACAGCAAUAAAGAAAUUAAAUCAAAACAGAUUAAAGAAGUGGACCUUUCAAUUUUAAAUCAAACCAAUUCCACAAUCAAUGAAUCUGGCAGUUAUUUAAAAUGGGAUAAUAUUUACUAUGAGGUUCAAGUAAAAAGAAACGAUGGUAAAAAAGAAAAGGUUCAAUUAUUAAAAGGUAUAAAUGGCUAUGUUAAACCAGGUAUGUUAUUGGCUUUAAUGGGCCCCUCAGGAGCAGGUAAGAGUACCUUACUUGAUGUUCUAUCCGAUCGUAAAACUGGCGGUAAAAUGAAAGGUGAGAUCACUAUUGAUGGGAAACCAAAGGGUAAUAGCUUCACUCGUAUUAGUGCUUAUGUUGAACAGUUUGAUAUUCUUCCACCAACUCAAACUGUUAGAGAUGCCAUUAUGUUUAGUGCACUCUUGCGUCUAUCUUCGAAAAUGUCAAAAGAAAGUAAAAUUCAAUUUGUUGAAUAUGUGAUCGAUAUGCUUAGCCUUCGUAAAAUAGAGAACAAAAUUAUUGGCUCUGGUGAAAGUGGUUUAUCUAUUUCACAAAGAAAACGUGUAAAUAUUGGUAUAGAAUUGGCCUCAGAUCCUCAAUUAUUAUUCCUCGAUGAACCAACAUCAGGUCUCGAUUCAUCAUCUGCUCUUAAAGUUAUGAAUUUAAUAAAAAAAAUAGCUUCCAGUGGUCGUUCUGUUAUUUGCACUAUACAUCAGCCUUCAACAACAAUAUUCAAGAAAUUUGACCAUUUAUUGCUCUUAAAAAAAGGCGGUGAGACUGUUUAUUUUGGUCCAACUGGUGAAUCAAGCCAAACUCUGUUAGAUUAUUUUUCAAGAUUCAAUUUAAUUUGUGAUCCAUUAACAAACCCUGCCGACUUUAUUUUAGAUGUUACAAAUAAUGACAAGUUUGAUGCAGUUUCAUCGUUUAAAGAAUCUGAUAUCUAUAGCUCAAUGAUUCAAGUAAUCAAAAAUAAGGAACUAAUCAAUACUUCACGUUUAAUUGAAGAUGGUGAAAAAUACUCCUCAAGUUCGAAUAUCCAGUUCACUAAUUUAUUAGUUAGACAUUGGAAAGGUCAAAUUCGUCGUCCAUUUACUCUAGGUGUAAGGUUGGGUAUGUCUUUGAUGCUGGGUAUUGUUUUGGGUACAUUCUUUGUUAGGAUGGAUACAAGUCAAAAAAAUAUUUUCAAUAGAAUGUCAUUAUUGUUUUUUGGUCUAGUUUUUAGUGGAAUGACAGGAAUGUCAUUUAUUCCAGUUGUAACAACUGAAAGAGGGGUAUUCUAUAGAGAAAAAGUAUCUGGAAUAUAUAGAGUAUGGGUAUUUGUAGCUUCUUUUCUUUUGACCGAUUUGCCUUGGAUUUUAAUUAGCUCAAUUUUAUUAUCAGUGCCUGCUUAUUUUAUUUCUGGUCUUUAUUUAACAGAACAUGGCUCAAGUUUCUUUUACUAUAAUUUUGUUUUAUUUACAACAUUCUUAAACUAUCAACUAUUGGCAAUUUUAUUAGCGAUUGUUUUACCAAAUGACGAAAUCUCAAAUGCUUUUGCUGGUAUCUGUUUAGCUAUUUCAUGUUUGUUUGCAGGUUUUAUGAUUCCAUUGGGAAGCAUUGCAAAGGGUUGGAAAUGGUUCUGUUAUUUAGAUUUUGUAAAAUAUCCAUUAGAAAUGAUUAUGGUAAACGAGUUUAAACAUUUAACUUUUGAAUGUCCAAAUAAUAAAGAUGCAGUUGAAAUCAAAGUUCCUUUUGAAAACAAAUACUUUUCAAAAUUCUAUUGCCCAAUUCAAGAUGGAAAGGAUGUAUUACAACAAUUUGAAAUGGAUCAAGAUAAUCUUUAUAAAAAUAUCCCAAUUAUAUUUUCAUUCUCAAUUAUUUUUAUAUUUUUUAUUUUUAUAGGUUUAAAAUAUAUAAAAUAUCAAGUAAAAUAA
Messenger RNA from Dictyostelium purpureum, 3879 nucleotides. RefSeq lists its product as uncharacterized. The transcript has 6 exons. The record is from RefSeq and is a predicted model, not a curated record. Gene Ontology annotation, molecular function: ATP binding; ATP hydrolysis activity; ABC-type transporter activity. Bases 1 to 3879 code for a protein of 1292 amino acids. Gene Ontology annotation, biological process: sorocarp morphogenesis; aggregation involved in sorocarp development. Gene Ontology annotation, cellular component: membrane. Lineage: Eukaryota; Evosea; Eumycetozoa; Dictyosteliales; Dictyosteliaceae.